Molecule: messenger RNA, 441 nt
Organism: Vicia villosa (hairy vetch)
Lineage: Eukaryota; Viridiplantae; Streptophyta; Magnoliopsida; Fabales; Fabaceae
Product: tRNA-specific adenosine deaminase TAD2-like
Exons: 5
Coding region: 112-441 (109 amino acids)
Biological process (GO): tRNA wobble adenosine to inosine editing
Molecular function (GO): tRNA-specific adenosine-34 deaminase activity
Source: RefSeq, a predicted model, not a curated record
GCUUAAGAUGACUUCUCCAGACACUCUUGUAUUCAUGGAACUUGCAAUACAGCAGGCAAAGUUAGCUAUGGAUGCCCUUGAAGUACCUGUCGGGCUACAAGACAUGCCGAAAUGGAAGCUAUAGACCUGCUUCUAGAACAGUGGCAGAAAAACAGACUUUCGAUGACUGAAGUUGCUAAAAAAUUCUCAAACUGCAGUCUUUAUGUUACUUGUGAACCGUGCAGAAUGUGUGCAUCUGCUUUAUCAAAUUUAGGUAUAAAGGAAGUGUUUUAUGGCUGUUCAAAUGAUAAAUUUGGAGGUUGUGGAUCAAUACUAUCAUUGCAUUUAAGUGAUGCCGUGUCACCUAAUAAAAGGGGUUUCAAAUGUGCUGGAGGUAUAAUGGCAAAAGAAGCUGUCCUUCUCUUCCGAACAUUCUACGAGCAAUUUUCUCCAAUUUUGUGA